Cyprinus carpio (common carp) is the source of this 2615-nucleotide messenger RNA. RefSeq names its product fibronectin type III and SPRY domain containing 1 like (gene fsd1l). The record is from RefSeq and is a predicted model, not a curated record. Gene Ontology annotation, molecular function: protein binding. Lineage: Eukaryota; Metazoa; Chordata; Actinopteri; Cypriniformes; Cyprinidae.
CCUCGACUGGUCUUCAAGGAGAGGAAGGGUUGAUGAAUGCUCACUGAUCUUCACUGAAGCGUGGGCUGUUUUUCACUCUGUUCCAGACUGCUGCGUUUUUGUCCAGAGGAGCUUGUCCCCUGGUGUGUAACCCGACAGGCGUCUUAGUCACUCAACCGAAGCAGUCCUCCGAGAAGAGUCCACACACUUUGGUGACGUAAUGCCGCAUAGACUGUCCUCUGUGUGAGAGAGAGACACACUGCGCAUGCUCAGUAUCCUCCUUGUUCCAGAGGGAAUCAUCGAGCGGCUUCAUUGCUGGCGACAUUCUCAACAGUUCAUGAGCUGAAGGCAGUUCCUCUGCGAUCCUCGUAAUGGACUCUCAGAAAGAUGCUUUACAGAGGAUAAUUGCCACAUUAGCAAACAAAAAUGAGGAACUCCAGAAUUUCAUUGAAACGCUGAAUCACACUUUGGGUCGAGUUCAGGUCAACUCCACACAGGUGGUGUCGGAUUUAGAGGAGGAAUUUGACACGGUGUACUCCAUCCUGGAUGAGAUGAAGGAGAGUAUGACAAACACCAUCAAACAGGAAACAGUCCGGAAAUCACAUGAGCUUCAGAACCAGCUGACCCAAAGCACCAAUGCAUUAGAGAGUGCAGAGGAACUUUUGGAGUUUGCCAAUAAUGCACUGCACAUUGCAGAUGAGGGGGAAUUCACAAAGGCUGCCAAACAGAUCAAGGAUAGGGUCACAAUGGCUCCUGCCUUCCGCUUGACUAUGAAGCCCAAAGCCACAGAUAAUAUGACCCACCUGAUGGUGGACUUCAGUCAGGAGAGACAGCUUCUGCAGGGCCUCAAGUUCCUCCCUGUGCCAAGAGCUCCAGAGAUAGUGCUCGGGGACUGUCUGGUCAUAGAUAAUGAGGUGACCGUAACCUGGAGAAUACCGGUGGAGGACAGCAAGAUUGACCAUUACAUCUUAGAGUACAGAAAAACCAACCACGAGGGUCUGCCGCGUGUGAAGGACGAGCAGUGCUGGGAGGUGGUGGACAACAUCAAGACCAGUGAAUACACCCUACAAGGGUUAAGAUUUGACACCAAGUUUAUGAACUUCCGGGUAAGAGCAUGUAACAAAGCAGCCGCGGGGGAUUAUUCGGAUCCGGUCACCUUGGAAACUAGAGCGUUUAACUUCGGCUUUGACUCCACGUCAUCUCAUCUGAAUCUGAAGGUGGAGGACAGGAGCGUGGAAUGGGAUCCUCAGGGAGGAAAAGGAGUAGACAGCAAAGUCAAAGGGAAGGAGAACAAGGGCAGUGGAACUCCAUCUCCUAAAAGAACAUCAGUGACGCGCUCACCUGCCCCGAGAGGAGCCAGGGAUCGCUUCACUGGAGAGUCCUACACAGUACUGGGUGACACCAGUAUAGAGUCUGGCCAGCAUUACUGGGAAGUGAAGCCUCAGAAAGACUGUAAGUCCUACAGUGUUGGUUUGGCCUACAGAAACCUUGGGAAAUUUGACCAGUUGGGGAAGACCAACACCACGUGGUGUAUCCACGUCAACAACUGGCUGCAGAACUCAUUUGCAGCCAAACACAACAACAAGGCAAAGAAUCUGGACGUCCCGGUACCAGACAGCAUAGGAGUCUACUGUGACUUUGAUCGAGGCCAACUUUCCUUCUAUAAUGCUGAAAACAAACAACUGCUUCAUACUUUUAAAGUGAGGUUCACCCAACCUGUUGUGCCAGCUUUCAUGGUGUGGUGUGGCGGUCUGACUCUGUCUACAGGCCUGCAGAUACCCAGUGCAGUAAGAAGCUUCCAGAAGACAGAAAAUGGGCUGGGAGGAUCGAACAGCAGUAUAUCUCAGCAGGAUCCCUCAGUAGCCUGUGAUAUCUGCUUCUACGAUAAACUGCCUUCAGUAGACAGCUCCCUAAUGCCGUGACCCGAUUUCUCAAAACACCUGAAAAAUGAAUCAGGAAACCAUUCUGAAAACUGGACACACUUCCGAUGGCCGAGGCAUGUAGACUUCCAGAACAAAGAGAUCCUGGCCGCAGCUUUGACUGGCAGAAUUUGGAGAGACGUUUCCCUUCACGUUCCUAUGAAGAGAGGCCUCGUUCUCUUUCAUCAGGAGAUGUUUGCAUCAGGAAAGCUAGUCGCUUUAUCAGGGAAUAGUUGAGUGCACUUUCUUUACUGAUUUUAGUUUGAAUGAUGACAUGCUUCACUAGUUGAUUCUCAUAUUGUUUUAGUUUCGUUCCUUGUAGUGUGUGUUAAAUCCUUUCUAUGGUAUUUACUUUUUUACGUUAACUGUACUCUUACUGAUAUUAAACUCUGUAGAUCAUCCUUCAGCUGUUGAUUUUGAAACUGGAAAACUUUGCACAAGUGUAAAAAUGAUAAAAGCUGCUUAUAAUGUCCCCUCAUUGUCAUAAACUGUUAUUAUAUCUGGAUCAUUUUGGAUGUAGACUGUACAUUUUUGUUGUAAAAAUGUGUCAUCCUGCUUUGUUGAUUUUUAAGUCAUUUUAGGUCUUUUUUUUGUUGUUGAAUAAAUUAAGAGUUUGUCAUGCAUUUGUGCAGAAACUAAUAAUCAAAUCUCCAUCUGUUUCUAUGUAACAAUCCUUAAUGAGCUUAAAUCCAAACAUUAAAGCUCACCAAAGACUUC